GGCACGGAAAGCGAAAAUGACUCUUAAGUUUCGUUUUCCUGACGGCAGCUGAUUCUGUCAGAUAUAAAUAACGCGUCAAUCUGCAGAGCGUCAUUCAGAGGAGCAGCGCUGCGUUUUCUCCUGAUCUCCAGAAAAUAAAGCAAAAAUGAGCAAACCGACAGAAUGGACUCCAUCUGUAUGGCUGGACAUAUUUGAUGAAAUCCUUUAUGAUGACAAUGAGCUGGACUACGGAGACGAGUGGAAUCUAAACUUUAACUACAACCAAACAAGUGAAAUCACCAAAGAAGAGAGGAAGAGAGGCUGGAAAGUGUAUUCCCAUUGUGCCUUUGCAAGGUUCCAGUGCGAAAAUUGUCGUAAGAUCUGGCCUUCGGCUCGAGUGGUGGUGCUGUUCCGCUACCGGGUGAGAAAUGGCCGGGGUACGGUGAUCAUGCGACCUUUUGGUCAAGCUUGUCGUCGUUGCCAGGACGCGCCAUUUGAACUUCCAGGUUUCACCAGGAAAGAAGUGGAACAGGCUUUGCUCAGGCUUUUUUCCAAAAUCCGUAAAAAUUGCUACGGGGAGGAGGAAAGCGACGAAGCUUCUUCAACAUCCUCUGCUAAAGUGUGGACCAAGCCCCACGAGGCAGAUCUGUGUGAGGCCUGCCGUCAGGGCAUUUGCUGUCUGGACGAUGAGUGAAGGAGAGACAUCCCAUCUUUCUCGUUUUUGGCAGACCUUAUCCUGAACAUUUUGAGGUUGUAAAUAUGUUUGUCAGAUGAAGUUUGACCUGUUUCUGGGAACAAAAAUCAGCUUUUGUAAGAUUAUAAACUUGUGCAUUUUUGGUAAAAAUGUAUAUUUCACCUGAUUUUAUAACGAUCUAUACUUUUAUUAUUCAAUUAAGGUAAUCUAAAUAUAUCUGUUCAAGUGGAAUUUUAUUGCUUUUUUUGUCAGAUGUUCCACAAAGUUUGAUUAUGUUGGCAAUGGGGAUGUUUUAACAAAAAAGUUUUGGAUAUUUGUCUGCUGUUAAUUCCUCACAUUGUAAAGAGAUUUAUUAUAUUUAGAUAUAUUUUCUAAUAUCUCAUUUAUGAAACCAAUACUUACAGUGGUUAAGGUACAUAUAUGUUAGAAUAGGGUGAAGUAUUUCCUGUCCUGUUUACUGUAUGUUCACUUAACCUGGCACAAGCUCAGCAGAUGGAAAAUACCAAUAGAAUCAGGAUGUUUGUGUAAAAAUAAAAAUCUAAGCCCUGUA
This is a messenger RNA of Poeciliopsis prolifica (blackstripe livebearer), 1223 nucleotides long. Its product is annotated as receptor-transporting protein 3-like. Gene Ontology annotation, molecular function: olfactory receptor binding. Gene Ontology annotation, biological process: protein targeting to membrane; protein insertion into membrane. NCBI's taxonomy places the organism in Eukaryota, Metazoa, Chordata, Actinopteri, Cyprinodontiformes, Poeciliidae. The transcript is spliced from 3 exons. The record is from RefSeq and is a predicted model, not a curated record. The coding region runs from base 146 to 673 and encodes 175 amino acids.